Molecule: messenger RNA, 2276 nt
Organism: Xiphias gladius (swordfish)
Lineage: Eukaryota; Metazoa; Chordata; Actinopteri; Istiophoriformes; Xiphiidae
Product: meiosis 1 associated protein
Exons: 13
Coding region: 172-1881 (569 amino acids)
Biological process (GO): meiosis I; male meiosis chromosome separation; spermatogenesis
Source: RefSeq, a predicted model, not a curated record
AGUGAUUCGUCUUAGCAAUAGACAAUCUUUGACUAUUUCUCCGUGCGCCACUGAGCUGACGGACCAGCUAGAGACAGAAGCUGCGCGUAGCCUACGUUAUCUACAGCAGAGGCCAACCAAAGAGGAGGAACCUAACCUAGCUAAGUGCUGUAGUAUUUUGAGUUUCUUCAGAUGUCCAUGGACAACAGAAAGAAGCCAGCAGCUCCUUCCAACUCUGGGAGUUUUGUUUUCUGGUCCUCCUCAUUCCUGCGGCAACCAGCCAGGGUCCUGAUUGUAGAGGCACUGCCACCUUGGUGGUCAGAGACCUCUUCGGUGCUCUGUGAUGCUCUGGAUAACUUCUUGUCCCUGGCCUGUAGUCUGGAUGGACCUUGUAGGGUACCGCUACUCAGCCUGUACGCCAUCAGCAGGCAGCAGGAAUGUCUGUUGCCAUUUGUGCCGGUUCGUGGUAACUUGGCCAGGCUGCAUUCCUGUGUAGAGGAGCUGAGGUCUAUUCCAGGUGAAGGCUGUAUCAGGGGAGCAGCCAGAGGAGGCGAGCUGCUACGACAGGCAGUGCUAGACAGUCUGCAGCAGUUUAAACAGUACACCAGACAUACCAGUACUGGAAACCAGGCUAACAAUACAUAUUUGGAGGUUACUGUGGUGACCAGCCAGCCAGGGCAGGGCAUUGUCCGCCAGUUGGAGAUGUCGCUCAAAGAUGCUAACCUGGUGUCACUCAAGCGGCUUCUGGUCGUACAGAUCUACAGCGCAGGAGACUGGGGCCAGGACAUUCCCUCACCUGAAGCCACAUACACUGAGACAGAAGAGUGUCUGAUGUUGGGGACAGAGGUCGACCUGCAGCCGGUGGAAAACAGUGUGUUCGCCAUGGAAACGGUGUUGAAGGCAUGGCUUCAAGAGCAGGGAGAAGACAGAGAGCACCUCCACCUCCUGCUGCCAAGCCCCAUGGACAGUCCCACUCCAGUGUGUGUGAAGUGUGACAUGCAGGAGCGUCUGAUAAGCCCUGCACUCAUCCCCCUGCCCCCCAACCUGGGAGUGAGGACUGAGAGCGUCCGGGACUUCCUGGCUGUCACUAAGGGCUCAGCCAAUCAGAGCCCACCGCCACAGAGACUGAAAGUAAUCAAGGUUUUGCGUGCAAACGGGGUGUGUGAGAGUGUGUUGUACGGCCUUCCAUUGGUGAUCCGCCCCACCUCCUGCUGGCAGCUGGACUGGGAUGAAAUGGAGACAAACCACAACUUGUUCCACGCUCUCUGCCACACACUUAAGAGUCGUGAGUUGUUCCUUCUUCUGCAAGUGGAGCCUGUCCAGAGGGCCACAGCUGGUAGCUCAGGUGUGUAUUCUUAUUAUGUCCUCCAGCCGUCCCCGUCUCUCUCCUUCCUUCUGAAGCCCGUGGUCUCCAGAGAGUUGCUGCUGCCCUGCUCACUGCCUGUCUCAACUCAGGACGCUGCACCUGACGCCAUGGAGGCUAUACAGGGUUGUCUCACUCAGCUGGACGAGGAGUUUGUGUUCAACCCUCUCUCUCUGAGCAGUAACCUCUACCAGCACCUCCGGAGCAGAGGCCUGCUCUCACAGCCGCGAUACCCAUACAGGCUCCAGCCAGCUUCUGUCCUCAGAGACCAUCCUAAACCACCAGAGGGCCCUAAAACCACAGCCAGCAGACCUCCUCGGCAGCCACAAAACCCAGGUCGCCAACUGGGAACAAACAGCAAGGUGAGGGCCACUGUGGCUCCGAUGCCCUCCUCCUCCUACCACUCCUCCUCCCUUGGACCCCCUCCUGCUAAGGCCUCCCGUCCGGCUCUGAUGCUCCUCAGCAGCAGCAGUGGAUGCCGCCGGGCCCCGGCUCCUACACAACAGGAAGAAGACGAUCAUGACUCCGUGGUAAUGUAGUAAGAACAACUGGAGGCUGAGUGGAAGAAAGUGGACCAAGAGAGCAAUACACUGACAGAGGCAAGAGAGAGAGAGAGAGAGAAAGAGAAGGAGGCAUUGAAGUACAUUCUUAACAAGUCAUUUAACACACGCGCACUCACACACACACACACACACACACACUUAGCUAAUCUUUCUCCAUUGUAAAGUUUGUGAGUAAUCAGGCACCUCACAAAGCCUUUAAAGACACACUCUAAUUUGCACAUAAAUGUACACAACACAAACACAGUCAAAUGCUGUGAACAGACUGUGAAUACACACUUAUUUUGUGCUGCACUCCGGGUGGUUACAACUUCUUUUCAUCUCUAUUUAUUCUCACCACACAAACAACAUUAGCUAGAUGUGAAUUGAACAAC